This is a messenger RNA of Anguilla rostrata (American eel), 2814 nucleotides long. RefSeq names its product BRCA1 associated RING domain 1 (gene bard1). The transcript has 11 exons. Gene Ontology annotation, molecular function: protein binding; ubiquitin-protein transferase activity. The coding region runs from base 130 to 2565 and encodes 811 amino acids. Gene Ontology annotation, cellular component: BRCA1-A complex; BRCA1-BARD1 complex. NCBI's taxonomy places the organism in Eukaryota, Metazoa, Chordata, Actinopteri, Anguilliformes, Anguillidae. The record is from RefSeq and is a predicted model, not a curated record. Gene Ontology annotation, biological process: protein K6-linked ubiquitination.
CCCUUUCCUCCACUGCUGGCGGGAGAUGCAAAAAAAAAAAACAAGUGGACAUAUUCGCCAGCUAAGUACGCGGAUGUUUGCUAGCUGCUCUCACCAGAACCUGGAAGAAACAUCAGCCGCUAGUUAAUAAUGGAUCACGGUUCUGAUGUUGAUGAAAAAAUGUGUGCCUGGACCAAAACUCGACAGGCAGUCGCCCAGUUCCGAGACCUUUUGCUCUGCGCGAAAUGUUCUAAACUCAUGAGCGAACCUGUCUGCAUUGGAGCUUGUGAACAUAUGUUUUGCAGGGCCUGUGCAGGGUUGCACAUAGGAAAUGGCUGCUGUGUGUGCCAUAGUCCAGCCUGGGUGAAAGACAUUCAGGUCAACAGGCAGCUCAACAAUAUCACGCAGCUCUUCUGUGAUCUGGACUCUCUCCUGAACCCUAAAGAGCUCUCAGCCACGCCCCCCGCUGGCUCCUCCCCCCAGCCCGCUGACCGCGCUCUCCUGAAGAACCGGAAGAACGUGAAGAUCUGGUUCAGCCCCCGUAGCCGCAAAGUCCGCUGCCGGAUCGAGAGGGCCGGUGAGGGGGCGGCCCCGGGGGCCCGGGGGCCGCAGGAGGCCCCUCAGGAGCCGCCGUCGCCGCGGAGGGACGGGAGAGACCUGUCCGUCUACAACUUUAACUCCUCCUCCCAGGACUCGGGCUCCUCCCCCCAGCGCGGCGGUGGUGGCGAUGGCGGAGGUGGCGGGGGGAAGAAACGGGCGGCGAGGAGGAAGAGGAAACGCCCUCAAAACGGCGCGAGCCCCACCACGCGCCGGCAGUCCAAGAUGGCCGACAAGCGGGAGAAGCUGGCCGCCAUCAACAAGGAGUGGGGGAUCGACCAGGAGCGGGCCGUCCCAGGGGAGGGGGGGCCGGAGGGGGGAGACGAGGGUCGGAGCAGAGACCCGCCCAGCAGGAAGGUGUCCUUCCAAAUUGGGGGGGCUGUCCCCGAUGCUCUGGAUGCCCCCCCGCAGCAUCCUCCACAGGGCGACGGUCUCCCGCAGACCCCCAAUGGGAGCGCUUCAGAGGCGCGUCCCGCUAGUGAGGGGGGGCCUGCCGCAGAUGAGGCUGCGCCCGUCCCGAACCCAAACGUUAGCCCCGCCCGGCUAAGGAAGCCGAGCGCAAAGACCGCCCCCCCGGCCGAGCCCUCGCCGAAGAGGGCGGAGUCGUCCUCAGCCCGUCGGUCCUCCAAGAGAGCCUUGCCACCAGAGGGCGCCCAACCCGAGAGCACCCCGAAGAGGCGCAGGGCUUCCCCGGGCCGAGGGAGCCGUUCGGGGGCCGUGGGCCCGGCGCGGCCCACCCCCCCCUCAGCCCGUCCCGGCCCUGAUGUGGGGAGCCCCGCCCGGAGGUCUCCGAAAAACCAGGGGAACCCGUCAGGCUCGCCCCGAACGCCAGGGAGGGGGUCCCCGGGUGGCCCCGCCCUGCUCAGGGGCCGGCUGUCUCAGGGGAGCCCCGCCUACCUGAAGAGGAACCAUAAAGGGGAAACGCCUUUACACCUGGCGGCCAUAAAGGGAGACGUGGCGGCCGUGAAGGAGCUUCGGGAUCAAGGAGCCGACCCCAACCUUAAAGACCAUGCCGGCUGGACCCCGCUGCACGAGGCGUGCAACCUGGGACACCUGGGCGUGGUGGAGGCGCUGCUCCAGCAGGGGGCGCUGCUGAACACGCCGGGUUACCAUAACGACUCCCCGCUGCACGACGCGGUGCGGAACGGGCACGCGGCCGUCGCCCGGCUGCUGCUGGAGCACGGCGCCUCGCGGGACGUUCUAAACACGUUUGGACUGCGCCCGGUGGAUUACGCGGAAACGGCGGAAAUGCAGGCAGUUCUUCGGGCGCCCUCUGAAGGACCCCGCCCCCUCAGGACCCCACUCAGCCCCACAGCCAGUCUGACCAAGGUGCCGGGCGGCCCACAGAGGGAUGGGGCGGUGGCGUUCCUGGCCAGUAAGCUGACCGCGCCCCAGAGAAACCAGCUGACCAAACUGGGCCGGCUCCUCGGAGGGCAACGCGCGGACUCCUUCUCCUCCUCAGUGACCCACGUCGUCGUUCCGGAGGGUCCCAUGCCCACCACCCUGUCCUGUCUCCGAGGGGUCCUGAGCGGCUGCUGGGUCCUCCGGUUCUCCUGGGUGGAGGCGUGUCUGAAGGCGGAGGGCUGGGUGGAGGAGAGCGGGUUCGAGGCCGGGGAGGGCCCACAGCGCAGCCGCAUCAACCGAGACAACCUGCUCCCCCAGCUCUUCGACGGCUGCUUCUUCUUCUUCCUCGGGUCCUUCCGGAACCCCUCCAGGGAGGAGCUGCUGCAGCUGGCCAAGGAGGGCGGGGGGCAGGUGUUGGCGCGGCAACCCAAACCCGACAGCGACGUGACGCAGACCCUCGCCGCCGCCGCCUACCACGCCCCGCCGGGCUCCGACCAAUCGCUGUGCACCCAGUACAUCCUCUAUGACGCCCGGGGCCCCUACCGGCCCCCCAGGGUCCGCCUGGGCAAGGUGUGGUCGGCCCCCGCCUCCUGGCUGCUGGACUGCGUCGCCAGCUUCCAGCUCCUCCCCGUACCUGAGCUCUAGCUCUCCGCGUGCCGUGCCACGCCCACAGCGCUUACCUGGUUACCGCGGGAUACGGGAACACCAACAUCAACCACUGGGUGGAUGGGACUCUGGGUCACACUGCACCUCUGGUUUCCAUUGCAACCAACGCCCGGAUUCUUGGUCUUUUUUUUCUGCAUAGUAUUGAGUGGCUUUUGGAAGGACUGAAAGUAUUUUAGUGUGGCAGGAAAUAAAUAAAAAAAUAAAUAAAUAAAAGCGGUUGUGUAAGAA